AUAAUAAUAGCUCUCUGCAUUUUCAUUAUUUGAAUAGGCUGUUUCGGGUAAAGUAGUCUAACCAAAAGUGAGACUCUACAAUUGAGUCACAUCCAAAUUUACAAUUUCAUCUUGAAAUGUUUUUUUUUUUAAUUCUAAUUUUUUUAGAAUUGUUAGUUUGCCCUUUUCUCAUUUUUUGUUUAAUUAACACUAGAUUGACAAGGUUUAAUAUCUUCUAAUCUGGAAGAACUUUAUUUCCUUGUAAACUGUUACUUUACCUUGAUCAUGUUCUAAUACUGAUUUUAUGGAAUCAUUUUAUUUCCAGGAAAAUAAAGGUGUAGGCCUAUAGUUAUAAAGAACACAAGAAACCAAAGUACACAAACAAAAAAAAUAUGACAAGUUUUGGAUGGAAAAGAAAAGUUGGUGAGAAGGUGUCCAAAGAAGCCUCUUCAAACUUUGAAAGUAAGACCGGAUUGUUGCAGGAAGAUUCCACAGGAGAAGAUGGUCACCAUGAAGACAAUCUGUGGGAUACUUUUUCCAAGAAAAGGAAGGUUUUGCUUCUUGAGGAUGCAGCCAGCAAGAGCCAACGCCUGAAAGCUGAAGGAGAGACACUGGCAGAUGCUGGAAGAUUCUGGGAGGCUUUGAACAAGUGGAAUGAUGCUCUUCAAUAUACCCCUGCAAAUGAACAUCUACAUGAAAUGAAAGCACAAGUGUUGAUGGAGUUGCAUGAGGUAUUCCCUGCCGUUGAAGCAGCACAGCAAGCCACAGUGUUAGCUCCCCAGUGGUGGGUUGCGUACCAGACAUUAGGACGUGCUCAGAUUGGGCUCGGAGAAAUCACCAUGGCUGUCAAAUCUUUCAGCAGGGCUGUACACAUGAACCCAGCUGAGCCUACUCUGUGGGAGGAGGAUCUAAGCUGGGCCUACUCACUGCGAGACCAACUUGGGGCAAGGACCAAGACCAGGACCAGAAAACGAGAGGGCCAAAAGGAGACCCAAGUGUUGGAACCGGUCGAGACAUGCGAACCUGGCACCGGUUCUUCUUUGAAUGCCACUGGGAGCACUUCAAGAUCAUCUGGAGUAGAUUGUGAGGAUGGGCAGGAGUUAGGAAGUGCAGCCAGGAAGACAGAGGAAGCUGAAGACCACAGUAUGGAAGAAGACACUAGGACAGUAUCAACACCUGCUGAUCGAAGUAGUGGUGAUGCAUCGUUCUGUAGAGAGGGUUUCAGGUGAAGGACUCAUCGGAUCAGUGAGCUGAUGUCAAAAUAAAUUUUUGGUGAAUUGAGGGUGAACAGCAUGGUCUGGAUAAUAACCAUGAUGAUGUUUGCAUUUGAUGAUCCAAACAACCAAUGGUGGUACAUGAUCCUGUAGAGAGGGUUACAGGUGAAAUUCAAAAGCGCCCGGAAUCUAACCAGGUCAUCAUUGCAUAUACUUUUAUCCAAGUUUGGUUACAGUCCACUCAACGGUUCUUGAGUUAUCACGGUAACGCAAAGAGGGACAGGCGGACAGUCCGAAAAUAUAAUGCCUUCGGUGGUGGAGGCAUUAACAAACUCUGUAGUGCUCGAGGAUGUAGGAUAAUGUUAAAGUGACUUGGUAACAUUGUUGAAGGUUGAUGGAAAAAAUUGCUUAAUUUUUGU
Strongylocentrotus purpuratus (purple sea urchin) is the source of this 1612-nucleotide messenger RNA. Its product is annotated as tetratricopeptide repeat protein 33-like. Lineage: Eukaryota; Metazoa; Echinodermata; Echinoidea; Camarodonta; Strongylocentrotidae. The record is from RefSeq and is a predicted model, not a curated record. Gene Ontology annotation, molecular function: protein binding. The transcript has 4 exons. Bases 372 to 1208 code for a protein of 278 amino acids.